CAAUCCUUGAACUUUACUACCGUUCACGCGAGAAAUAUUCUUUAACGCUUUAUUACAUAUUCAUGAAGACAAAAAAUGAGAUUAGAUUAAUGGGCUGACGUUCGUCGAACUGGCUGUCCUCCAAUACUUUUCUGCGCGUUCUAUUUCCAUUCUAUUUCAUCGAAUCUAAGUUCGGCUGCCCACGCGUUCGCAGUGCAAAAACGCUAUCAGUGUAAGCGGUGUGUCGGCGUGGCAGAGUCAGUUCUUAGCUGUUACAUAAAAAUCGAGCGUGGGAAUGAAUUAACGAGUCGUACUAGCCGAUUAUGACGCACGUGUCGCGAUAACAGCAUUUCCAACUAAAACAAUUUAACACCGGUGGAGGAGAAACAGGCGCGACAGCGUCGUGUUUCGCGAUAACCUUCGUAAGAAUAGUAUGUAUAAAGUACUUCACAAUCAAGACAUCAAACACGAGUGUUCGCGGUCAAGGGGACUGCAUGCGUAUCCUGAUCACUUCAGGGAACCUAAUAAGCUCUACCUCUAAACCAGCCGUCUACUAAAUGAUCAUUUAAAGGUUCCUGUCCUCUGGUAGGACUCUGUAUAUAGUGUACAUAUCGCUUUUCUAACAAAGGAUCUCGCUCAGAUAAGCCGAGCAAGCUCGAAGGAUCGAACAGUCACGCGGGGAUUUAAAAGGAGCUCGAAAAGAUUGCACUAUACCCACUACCCCAUAACAUCCGACGCACAGCACCACCUAGACGCACGUACCGGUGAUAGCAAAAAGAAACGCUACUACACUGGAUAAAGCAGAGAUACCGAGAGAAAAAGAUACGAAAAUGAGUACAGUGAAGCAACAAGCGUCGGACGAUUUCCCUUUGUGGAUGAAGUUCCUCACUGCAGGCACAGCAGCCUGCAUCGCUGAUCUAGCGACGUUCCCGCUGGACACCGCCAAAGUCAGAAUGCAGAUUGCUGGAGAAAGUCGUCCACUUCUGUUGGCGGCAACGGACGGCUCCAUGUUAGCGGUCCGAAACAGCCAGCCAGGAUUAUGGAGGACAGUAGGGAACAUCAUCAGACUCGAAGGAGCAAGGAGCCUGUACGGAGGUCUGUCCGCGGGACUCCAGAGACAGAUGUGUUUCGCCAGCAUACGGUUGGGCCUCUACGACGGGGUGAAGUCACGCUACGCUGGAAUCAUCGACGCAGGUAAUAACAGGAGCGGAUCGAAGAAUAUCUCCGUACGAAUUGCCGCUGGAAUCACAACGGGAGCCCUGGCGGUGCUCUUUGCUCAACCGACCGAUGUCGUCAAGGUUCGUCUACAGGCUGGUAGCAUUGGACGAUCAUCGGUGAGAUACAGCUCGACCUUGCAGGCGUACAAAAAUAUCGCUGCACAAGAAGGGACCCGAGGCCUUUGGAAAGGAACCAUUCCUAACAUCUCGAGGAACGCCAUAGUGAACGUGGCAGAGAUCGUCUGCUACGACAUCAUCAAGGACUUCAUUCUGGAGUCCGGCUACCUCAGGGACGGUAUUCCUUGCCACUUGUCGGCCGCCGUGGCAGCAGGUCUGUGCACCACCCUGGCAGCCAGUCCUGUGGACGUGGUGAAGACUCGUUACAUGAACAGCGCCCCUGGCGAAUACAAAGGCGUGAAGGAAUGCGCUGUUCGUAUGAUGAAGGAGGAAGGACCGUCCGCCUUUUACAAAGGCUUCGUGCCCAGUUUCACUCGGCUGGUGUCCUGGAACAUCGUUCUCUGGAUCACCUACGAGCAAUUCAAGAUCUACGCGAAGAGUAUGAACCAGUAAAACACCCUUCGCCGCGGAACCUCCUCAUCGAUCACAUAUACACGCAUACAUACACCGUGUUUUAAUCAACUGCAGCUUCAUAAUCUGUACUCUAAUCGUGUAGCUUAGGGAUAGGAGGACGAUUAGGUCGUGUAUCGUUUAGAUUUCGCCGUUUCGAAUAGAAUCUUGUCUGCCGUCGUUCGCUGUCCGAUCGAUCGCGUAACUUUACAGCUGCAUGUUGUUUUGCAUCGAUUCGAGACUUUUGACUUUCAACGAUAGAUUUACCUCAUACGUAUUCCUAUGUAAUAAAUAGAAUUCUUGCCUAUACGUGCCUAGAGGACGAUGAAUUUUUUAUAGAAAGUUAUAUGACGCUGCUUCGUAGGGUACACUGGUCGCACGAAUAUAGUAUUUGUUCUUAGACUUUAUUUUUAACUAACGUUUACGAUUCUUUACUAAUCGAAUUUUGUUAAUCGUUCGUUGCUAACGGCGGCAGCCAGUUCUCCUAUCCAUCGUUGUAUCUUAAUUUUCUUUUCGUAGUUGUGACCGCGCGUGCAUUUAUCAAAUUAAACUCAUUCGGUAUCUUCAAAACGGAGGAGAUUCUCCGUUCAAAAUUGUAAUUGGCUCGUGUCAAAGUAUCGAUUCAAAAAUUCGAAACGUAUCUCUAUGUGACCAUUUUUCGCAAAGUGCACGCACGAUCGGAACAAUUUUAGGAAUCUCUGAAUAAUCCAUAAAGAAAAUUUUGGCUAUGUAAGGUCAACUUUAGGUAAACUAUGUAGGCCAAUAGAAAAGAAUGAAACUUUUUCCCAUAUGGGUAGCUAGUAUUAAAAAUUGCGUACGCAUUACGAAACGCCAGACAGACAAUAAGAUUGAAGAAAUUUCGUUGAAAAACUUUGCAGAGUUUGUUAACGGGAGCUACACACUGUAUCGCGAUAAUUUUUGCUUUGAAACUCCGAUUAAUUCUUCGACGUACUGUAACCACGAGCUAACGAGGAUCCUUCGCUUCGCUGUAUGAUUGCAAACGUUCUUUUUUUGCUUCUAAUCGAUUACUUACGCGGGAAUGGUUUGACGAUCGCUGCUAGACGUUAGGAAGAUACAGGCGAAUAAUUCAUAUUCUCGUUUCGGGUCAAUUAAUGUUGUACAGGGCACAAUUUUUAUCGAAUUUCUGAUCGACGAUUUGUAGUCUGUUUAAGGCUAUGUUACCUACCAUCUAUUGAUGUACGUUUCACAUUAAAGAGUAAUUCUUAACUUAUUAA
Messenger RNA from Megachile rotundata (alfalfa leafcutting bee), 2998 nucleotides. RefSeq names its product dicarboxylate carrier UCP2. NCBI's taxonomy places the organism in Eukaryota, Metazoa, Arthropoda, Insecta, Hymenoptera, Megachilidae. The record is from RefSeq and is a predicted model, not a curated record. Gene Ontology annotation, biological process: transmembrane transport.